Schizophyllum commune H4-8 is the source of this 1419-nucleotide messenger RNA. RefSeq lists its product as uncharacterized. Lineage: Eukaryota; Fungi; Basidiomycota; Agaricomycetes; Agaricales; Schizophyllaceae. The transcript has 5 exons. The coding region runs from base 32 to 1312 and encodes 426 amino acids. Gene Ontology annotation, molecular function: mannitol-1-phosphate 5-dehydrogenase activity. Gene Ontology annotation, biological process: mannitol catabolic process. The record is from RefSeq and is a predicted model, not a curated record. Gene Ontology annotation, cellular component: cytosol.
CUCCAGCGCUCGAACAAACAAACAUCCAAAUAUGGCACCUGGAAAUGCGUCCGCCAGCCGAUCGAACUCUUCCCUUCGCACUCAUUCCAUCCAACCCGUCGCUCUCCAUUUCGGCGCAGGCAACAUUGGUCGCGGCUUUAUAGGCGCUGUCCUCGCCCAGGCUGGUUCCCACGUCAUAUUCGCAGACGUCAACAAGCAGCUUGUAGACAACAUCAAACGUCGCGGAAAGUACACUAUCCACAUCCUCGAUGGGCACAGCGACGAUGUCGGCUACGAGGAGAAAACCCAGCCAGUCUCGAACGUCUCUGCGAUCCUCUCCAACGAUCAGGAUGCUCUUGCGGAAGUCGCCGUACAUGAUCUUGUUCUUAUUACAACGGCCGUUGGACCAGCGAUCCUUCCAAAGAUUGCGCCCGCGAUUGUCACCAUCCUACGCACACGCAAGGCUGCUGGCAAGGGCCCUCUCAACAUCGUUGCCUGUGAGAACGCGCAACGUGCUACAUCAAUGCUCAAGGACCACGUCUUUGCUGCCCUGCGCGACCAACAGGCGGACGACGCCCUGCUGGAGUACGCGGAGUGCAAUGUUGGCUGGGCGAACUGCGCCGUCGAUCGCAUCGUCCCUCCCUAUCGUCCUGAACCAUUCACAGAUGAUACAUCGCUUGAUGUUGGCGUCGAAUCUUUCUAUGAAUGGGAUGUAGACAUGCAUUCGCUGAAGAAGACCGAUCCGGACGUCGACAUCGGCGGUAUGAAGCCCACCAGCAACCUCGAGAAGUACAUUCAGCGCAAGCUCUUCUCUCUAAACAUGGGCCAUGCUAUCACGGCUUACCUCGGCGCACUGAAGGGACACAAGUCCAUCGCAUCAGCGAUCAGCGACCCCGAAAUCUACCCCAUUGUUUAUGGUGCUUUGCAAGAAAGCGGUGCCGCUCUUCGCCGCGAACAUGGGUUCACAGAGCAAGAGCACGCCCGCUAUAUUGACAUCGUUUUGGCUCGCUUCCAUAACAAGGAUGUACCGGACGUCCCCUGGCGCGUCGGGCGCGAACCGCUGCGGAAGUUGAAGCCCAACGAUCGUCUCGUCGGCCCAACGACGAUGUGUAGACGAAUGGGUCUAGACAGGGGAUACUUGCUGCGAGGGAUUGCUGCUGCUCUGGCCUACAAGAACGACGACGACGAUCAAGCCAAGGAACUGCAAAACCGCAUCGCUCAAGAUGGGCCCGAGAAGGUUGCAGUGGACAUCCUGGGCGUCGACAAGAAUGACGAGGAUGUGGUCACUGUACUAGGCGCCUACAGGGAGCUGCGGCAGCAGCAAAAACUAUAACAAGCGAACACCUCUACCCAUGGGCAUAGCCCGCACAUGUAGCUAUAGCAAAUGCAGUCCAUCUAUUGUAGUUUCUUGCGUGAAUCAGACAGAACAGUGAUUCCACG